Messenger RNA from Anastrepha obliqua, 1260 nucleotides. Its product is annotated as lipase 1. The coding region runs from base 1 to 1260 and encodes 419 amino acids. The transcript has 6 exons. The record is from RefSeq and is a predicted model, not a curated record. NCBI's taxonomy places the organism in Eukaryota, Metazoa, Arthropoda, Insecta, Diptera, Tephritidae. Gene Ontology annotation, biological process: lipid metabolic process. Gene Ontology annotation, molecular function: hydrolase activity, acting on ester bonds.
AUGGAUCCCAAAACUGGCAUUUCGCGCAACCCAAUCUCAGCCACCUGUGUGUCGCAACUGCAUAUGGAAAUGGGCAAACCAUUGUUGUGGCCACUACUGGGCAAAAGUGGCAAUGAGGAGGGAGAGAGGUAUGACAAGGAAGCCGAACGACAUUCACACUGGACUACGACGGAAUGGCUAGAGAAGCACAAAUACGCCGUGGAGCUGCACAAUGUCACCACAGUCGACGGUUAUCAGCUACUUUUGCAUCGCAUACCCAAACCAGGCAAACAACCCGUCUUGUUGGUGCAUGGAUUGCUAACCUCAUCACUCGCUUGGGUGCUGCUCGGACCCGGCAAGAGUUUAGGCUUUUUGCUCGCCGAACGUAACUACGAUGUUUGGCUGGCGAAUUUGCGCGGCUCACCAUAUGCGCGCAGUCACACGCAAUUCAGCACCAGCAGCGCAGACUAUUGGAGUUUCAGCUUUCAUGAAUGGGGCGCCUACGAUCUGACAGCCAUAAUGGACCGCAUUUGGAAUGAAACCUCGUUUCAGAAGUUGCUGUUAAUUGGGCAUUCUCAGGCGCUGAACGCAUUUCUGGUUCUAUGUUCCAUGCACCCCGAGUACAAUGAACGCAUUCUGUUGAUGCAAGCGUUGGCACCCAUUGUGCAAUUACACGAUUUAGUGCGCUUCAAAUCGGCUGAUGUUCGACGGGUAAUGCGAUUUGUGAAGGCAAAACUAAAAGCCAAAUCAUAUGAACUCCUGCCGGCUGGUUAUCUGCGCAAGAAAUGUCUCAAUCACAAUUCCGACGAACGCCAAGAGUGUCUGAAAAUCAUGAGAACCUUUGCCGGUAAUGGCCGCUAUUCAAAGUCCAUUGAGCCACUGCUGUAUGGCCAACUUUUGCAGGGCGGCUCACCCAAGGAGAUUAAACAUCUGCAACAACUAUGGGCAUCGGGCGAUUUUGUCGCCUUCGAUUAUGGUGUGGAGGGCAAUCGCAAAUAUUACAACAACUCCGUCGAACCAUACAACUACAAUCUGAGUCUGGUUACCGCACCGCUGCUGCUCUACUUCGGCGAAAGUGACGCCAUUGCAACGCCCGAGGGCGUGCAUAGCAUCUACUCGCGUCUAUUGGGCACGGUGGUCGGUGUCUAUCGCAUAACUGCCGACAAAUUUAAUCACUUUGAUUUUCUAUGCGCGAACGAUGUGAAAACACUGGUCAACGACAGAGUUAUCGCUAUGAUGGAGCAACACAUGGCCGGCAAAUUGCCCUACGUCAUUGAAUAA